Indicator indicator is the source of this 2208-nucleotide messenger RNA. RefSeq names its product glucosamine (UDP-N-acetyl)-2-epimerase/N-acetylmannosamine kinase (gene GNE). NCBI's taxonomy places the organism in Eukaryota, Metazoa, Chordata, Aves, Piciformes, Indicatoridae. Gene Ontology annotation, biological process: UDP-N-acetylglucosamine metabolic process. Gene Ontology annotation, molecular function: N-acylmannosamine kinase activity; UDP-N-acetylglucosamine 2-epimerase activity; hydrolase activity, hydrolyzing O-glycosyl compounds. The record is from RefSeq and is a predicted model, not a curated record. The transcript has 11 exons. Bases 40 to 2208 code for a protein of 722 amino acids.
UACUUUGAGAAUCUUUCAAAACAGAAACCAAAGGAAGUCAUGGAGAAGAAUGGGAACAACCACAAACUUCGUGUUUGUGUUGCUACUUGCAACCGUGCUGAUUAUUCAAAACUAGCUCCCAUUAUGUUUGGUAUUAAGGCAGAACCACAGUUCUUUGAGCUUGAUGUUGUAGUGCUUGGCUCCCACCUGAUUGAUGAUUAUGGCAAUACCUAUCGUAUGAUUGAACAAGAUGACUUUGACAUUCAUACAAGAUUGCACACCAUUGUGAGAGGGGAGGAUGAGGCAGCUAUGGUGGAGUCAGUAGGCCUUGCAUUAGUCAAGUUGCCAGAUGUCCUGAACCGCCUGAAACCUGACAUAAUGAUUGUUCACGGGGACAGAUUUGAUGCUUUGGCCCUGGCUACAUCUGCAGCACUGAUGAAUAUUCGCAUUCUUCACAUUGAAGGCGGGGAAGUCAGUGGGACCAUUGAUGAUUCCAUCAGACAUGCUAUAACCAAACUGGCCCAUUACCACGUGUGCUGCACAAGGAGUGCAGAGCAACAUUUGAUAGCCAUGUGUGAAGACCAUGACCGCAUCCUUUUAGCAGGCUGUCCUUCAUAUGACAAGCUUCUCUCUGCCAAAAAUAAGGACUACAUGAGUAUUAUACACAUGUGGCUAGGUGAAGAUGUCAAAACAAGAGAUUAUAUAGUCGCUCUGCAACAUCCUGUAACCACAGACAUUAAACAUUCCAUAAAGAUGUUUGAGCUGACACUAGAUGCACUUAUCUCCUUCAACAAGAGAACACUUGUUCUAUUCCCUAAUGUGGAUGCAGGAAGCAAAGAGAUGGUUCGAGUGAUGAGGAAGAAGGGCAUUGAACAUCAUCCCAAUUUCCGGGCAGUAAAACACGUCCCAUUUGACCAGUUCAUUCAAUUAGUUGCUCAUGCUGGUUGUAUGAUUGGUAACAGCAGUUGUGGUGUCCGAGAGGUGGGAGCAUUUGGUACACCUGUAAUCAACUUAGGGACACGUCAGACAGGAAGAGAAACAGGUGAAAAUGUUCUUCAUGUUCGUGACGCUGACACACAGGAUAAGAUUCUGCAUGCUCUACAGCUGCAGUUUGGUAAACAGUACCCAUGCUCAAAAAUAUAUGGUGAUGGCAAUGCUGUUCCAAGGAUUUUGAAGUUCCUUAAGUCUAUUGACCUCAAAGAGCCAUUGCAAAAGAAAUUCUGUUUUCCUCCUGUAAAAGAUAACAUCUCUCAAGAUAUUGACCAUAUUCUAGAGACACAGAGUGCUCUGGCUGUGGACCUAGGUGGAACAAAUCUCCGAGUAGCAAUUGUCAGUAUGAAGGGUGAAAUAGUUAAGAAGUAUACCCAGCUCAACCCUAAAACUUAUGAAGACAGACUAGAAUUAAUUCUAAAGAUGUGUGUAGAGGCUGCAUCAGAGGCAGUAAAUUUGAACUGCAGAAUUUUGGGAGUAGGUAUUUCCACAGGUGGACGGGUAAACCCCCGAGAAGGAAUUGUGCUUCACUCUACAAAACUCAUUCAGGAAUGGAGCUGUGUGGAUCUCAGAACCCCAAUAUCUGAUGUUCUGCACCUGCCAGUCUGGGUGGACAAUGAUGGAAACUGUGCUGCUCUAGCAGAGAGGAAAUUUGGUCAUGGAAAAGGAGUAGAAAAUUUUGUAACACUAAUUACUGGUACAGGAAUUGGAGGUGGAAUCAUUCAUCAACAUGAAUUGAUCCAUGGCAGUUCUUUCUGUGCUGCUGAGCUUGGGCAUAUUGUUGUAUCUUUAGAUGGACCAGAAUGCCUGUGUGGUAGCCAAGGAUGUAUAGAAGCAUAUGCAUCUGGAAUAGCAUUACAGAGAGAAGCUAAGAAACUGCAUGAUGAGGAUCUGCUUUUAGUAGAAGGAAUGGCAAUGAAGAAGGAGGAGGUUGUUGGUGCUGCACAUCUCAUUCAAGCAGCUAAACUUGGGAACACAAAAGCAGACAACGUUCUCAGAACAGCCGGGACAGCAUUAGGCCUUGGAGUUGUGAACAUUCUGCACACGAUGAACCCCUCUCUUGUGAUCCUUUCUGGAGUUCUAGCUAGCCACUACGUUAAUGCUGUUAAAGAUGUCAUAAAUCGACAGGCUUUGUCCUCUGCUAAAACUGUGGAUGUAGUGGUCUCAAAUCUGGCAGAUCCUGCUCUCCUUGGAGCUGCAAGCCUGGUACUGGAUUAUACCACACGCAGAAUAUACUAG